Messenger RNA from Vicia faba (fava bean), 2247 nucleotides. The record is from the annotation of a GenBank genome assembly. NCBI's taxonomy places the organism in Eukaryota, Viridiplantae, Streptophyta, Magnoliopsida, Fabales, Fabaceae.
AUGAAGAAAAUCGGAGUUUCCCGAAUCAACCCUAACGAUCCAUCGUAUAUUCGUCAGAAGAAGGCUAAGUUUAUUGCUAACGAAAAACAAAACCCUAGAAAAAUUUCCAGAUCGGAACCAGAUCAUUCUCGCAAUCAAUUUGAGAAAGAAAAUGUUACAACAUGUGAUGCGAAAACUUCUGAGUAUGCUUUCUUUAAGAAAUUGAAGAAGGAUGCAAGUCUCAAAUUUUCAUCCGGUCCGGUUAAAAAGGAUGAUUCGUCGUUAUCUUCUAAGAAGCCUGAGUCUGGUGAAUGUUUCAAAGAGAGGACUGAUGAUGUUAGGGUUGGCACUAUGGGCUGCAACUCUUCAAAGAUCAAUAAGAACUCGUCAACUUUUAAGAUGGGUUCAUUUCUUUCACCUUCUGUUGGAGCUUGGAAUAAAUCAGACAUGUACUCUAUGAGCAGCAAGCUGAAUACCUCUCAAGGUUGUGGUGAAACCAACAAACCCCAAAGAUUUUUACAUGAAGGAAACCAGAAUGAGGGUGGAGAUAUCUUUUCUAGAAAGAGACAGAAACUACGACAGUGUGUUGCAGAUACCUUAUUUCUUGAUAAACAGAAACUAUGUUCAAAAGGGCUUGAUAUUGUUUCCAUGCUUCUUAGUCGGCUUUUUCCAAUGAGCACUGACUGCACUGUAAAAAAUACAUACGAGGAAGCUAAUCCAGAAAAAAUAGAGAGUGCUACCAGAUACGAUUUACUUGAUUCUCGAGAGUCCGACUCUGAUGUUCAAUUUAAGGAGCACUAUCUGGUACCUAAGAGGAAAUUUCUUGAACUUGAAUCCGGCUCAUACUUCAAUGAUCAGUCGUUGUCUGCUACGUUUCUUGAAUCAGAUGAGAGAAUUACUCCGCAUACCGAGUUUCUAACAUAUCACUCUGAGAACUUUCAACCUCGGUGCAGUAUAACAGCACCUAAGUGCAAACGGAGUGGAAGUCCAAGUUUCAGUGCCUCUGUCAGGGGUGACAUUACUCUUGGGCCCCUGUUUAAUGAAGUAGAAAAUGCUACCAAAUAUAGUUUGCUUGAUUCUCGAGAGUUGGAUUUCCAAUGUGCGGAACUCCAUCAGAUACCAAAGAGGAAACUCCUUGAACUUGAAUCAAGCUCAUGCAUCAGUGAUCAUUUGUUGUCUCCUAUGUUCCUCCGAUCAGUUGAGUCGAUUACUCCUCGCACUGAAUUUCCAAUCUAUCCUCGCAAGUUUCGACCUAUGUUCAUAACAGAAGCUGAAAGCGAAUUUAGUGGAACUCCAAGUUACCUAGACAAGAAUGAGUUGAUUACUCCUCGCACUGAAUUUCCAAUAUGUCAUCACAACUUUCGACCAAUGUUCAGAACAGAAGCUGAAAGUGAAUUUGGUGGAACUUCUAGUUACCUAGAUAAGAAUGAUGUAACUCACGGAUUUCUGUAUUAUGAGCAAAAGCAUGAAACCUUUUCAUUGGAUCAUUUCAAAGAGCUGGGGAAAGUUGAGAGAGAACCAAUACCUCUUCUUAUGGGAAAGGAUUUUAACUGUGAAAAAGAUGAGAUAAUGGUGCCUAUCAGUUGUAAGUAUGCAGAACCAUAUAUGGCCCCUGCAUUAUCAAUUUUAGGCCAUGGUGAAGAGCUGAUAUCAAAUAAUGCAUUAGGUGACUUCCACUUUAGCCCCUCAUCUUUAUUACUCAAUAAACCACGGGACUUCAAUUCUGUAUUAGAUUCAGGUUUAUUGAGUUAUCGAAAAUCCCAGUUUGGAAAACAUGUUUACGAAGACGACAGUGGAGAAAUGGACACAAAUUUUAACCAUGCAGCAUUGUCCUUGUCACACAAUAAACACUUAUUUAAAUUGUCAGAAAAGUGCAAGAAUGAUAUUUCGUAUGUUCAAGACAGCAUAUACCUUCCACCUUACCAUCAUUUUCCUGAUAAAGAAGCCUGGCUUUUGUCUUCACCUAGAUGCUUAUCCUUAACCAGUUCCCAAUCAAAUUACCAAAGUUCAAUUACUAGAAAUUUACAGCUACCAGAAAGCAAAGACAUGUCUUCACUUUUUCAUAUUAAUGAUCAUUAUGAACCCAAGAUCAACGAUAGAGGUGGAGAUCACGGGGAAGUUCUAUAUCAUUUUAGUGAAGCCUUUGUUGAAAUAUAUAACUCUUCAUUUCUUCAUAUGUCAUUGCAAAGAGACAAUGGAUGCGCGUUUUCUCUGGACGAUCGUGACAACAUCAACGACGGAGAGCAAAUGCAUAAGAUACUCCUCUAG